Didymodactylos carnosus is the source of this 1231-nucleotide messenger RNA. The record is from the annotation of a GenBank genome assembly. Lineage: Eukaryota; Metazoa; Rotifera; Eurotatoria; Philodinida; Philodinidae.
AUGAAAUGUCUAAUGUGUUUUAACUUGGUCAAAACGUACGUUAACACUGGAACCACACCGUUGAUUACUCAUUUAGCUACUAAGCAUACGAACGAAUAUGCAAAAUUACGCGAUGAAUUAGACGAGCACAGUGGUAAAAGACAAAAAAUCAAUCAAGAUUAUUUACCACUUGAUUCGGAUAGAUCGCAGUAUUUAACAAAUAUGGUUUUUAAAUUGAUUACUCGUGAAUUAUUGCCAUUAUGUCUGGUUGAAAGUCCUGAUUUAAAGGAUAUUAUGCAACAUGUUGAACCUGCAUACAAACUCCCAAGUCGUAAACAUUUUACAGAAAAAUUAUUGUCACAAAAAUAUGACGAAGCACGCCUACAGGUCAAAGUACGAUUUAAUGAAACAAAAUUUGUAUCAAUUACAACAGACAAUUGGACAUCUGUGGCCAAUGAAAGUUACAUCACAGUAACAGCUCAUUUUAUAACAGCUAAUUUCGAGAUGGUUAAUUUGAAUUUAACCACAUACGAAUUCCCAGGCAGUCAUACAGGUAAUCGAAUUCAUGAACAGUUGGAAAGUAUCUGUAACGACUGGAACAUAUUGGAUAAAUUAGUUUGCAUAACAACGGAUAAUGCAAGUGCUGCUCUUAAUGGUGCGAGGGAUUUCGAUGGUGUAGAAAGUUUUGGUUGCUUCGCAUAUAAAAUCAACUUAUCAGUUACGUCAGGCACCAGAAGUCAUUCUGAUACAAUUGCAAAUGUUCGUAAGUUUAUUGCCCAUGUUCGUCGAAGUACAUUAGCCUUUGAAGAAAUAAAAGUCGAACAGAAGAAGAUCAACCGUACAGAGCGAAAAUUGAUAUUGGAUGUAAGCACAAGGUGGAAUAGUACUUACUACAUGUUACUUCGUUUAGUUGAUGAAAAGAUACCUGUAUCUGCUUUCCUAUUAAAAAAAAAAAUUGCUAAACGAUUAAAAGAUGAAGACGAUGACUCGUUGAUAAUAAACUGGCAAACCAUUGAGGCUAUAACCAAAAUAUUAAAGCCAUUCGAUACUGCUACAAAGGAAUUAUCGUUCGAAGGAAAGCCAACAAUGUCAAUAUUGCUACCAACAUUCAUGCAGUUGUUACGUCUGCUUGAAACAAAUGCAUCGAAUCUUAUUGUUAAAGAAAUACAAGAUGCCAUAUGGGAUGACUUUAUCGAGCGUUGUCGAGACCUUUUUCAUAGUAAAGUCGUACAACUAGCUACAAUUUUGGAUC